This is a messenger RNA of Lindgomyces ingoldianus, 1375 nucleotides long. Its product is annotated as adaptin ear-binding coat-associated protein 1 NECAP-1. NCBI's taxonomy places the organism in Eukaryota, Fungi, Ascomycota, Dothideomycetes, Pleosporales, Lindgomycetaceae. Gene Ontology annotation, biological process: endocytosis. The record is from RefSeq and is a predicted model, not a curated record. Gene Ontology annotation, cellular component: membrane; clathrin vesicle coat. The transcript has 2 exons. The coding region runs from base 308 to 1141 and encodes 277 amino acids.
AAAACGGGAGCAACCACCAUGAAACAACGUGAAGGUAGCACCGAUCCCUUUACCACGCCGUCCGUUCUCUUCAUUCGACAAUCGCGGAGAGGGGGCGGCUGAAUUUGACAUAUACGCGGCUCUUCUGAUCUCUGAGAGAGUGAAACCUCCAUCCCUGUGGACGCUGUAGUGCGGAACAGCCCCUCGCCAUUUGUCCGCAUCCGCAGCUGAUAUCAACUGUACUAUACCUCCAGCCUCGCCUUACAAUUCCCCCCAAGUCCAUCCUCGCACUCCCGCCACAAUUCUUCUCAAAACCCACCUCGCAAAAAUGAACACAGACCCCCUAACCGGCGCGCCCCUCCCCUCAACCGCCAUCCAACGCAUCCUUUUCCUCUCACCCAAAGUGCACGUCUACCACAUCCCCCCCCUAACUUCCACAAAGGGCUACAAUGCCGCAACCUGGACCGCCGACAACAACAAGCGUCAAAUCUUCACUGCGCGUCUACGCAUCCUGGAAACCUCAAUCCCUUCCCCCACAGCUUCCGAGACAGACACAGAUAGCGAAAAAGUCACCACCACAAUCCUUCUCGAGGACCCGGGCUCGGGCCAACUGUUCGCAGCCGCACCAUACACAUCCCCCGCCGUCGUCGAGCAGGCGCUGGACUCGAGCCGGUUCUUCGCUGUGACUGUGGUAGGUGAAGGACGGAAAGCGGUGCUGGGAAUCGGCUUUGAGGAGCGCAGUGAGGCGUUUGAUUUCUCAAUAAGCCUGCAGGAUGCGCAGCGCGUGCUUGGAUUGUCGAAUCCAGGGUUAACAACUGGCGGACACGCUGGAUGGGGAGGCCGACUGACUCAGCAAAAAGAAGCUGAGGAACCGAAACGAGAUUUCAGUCUUAAAGAAGGGGAGACGAUAUCUAUUAAUUUUGGGGGUAGAGGGCGGAGGCCAAGACAGGAGGAGGCGACUCCUAGGAAUGAGAGGAGUGAGACGGACGCGCUGUUUUCGAUCAAACCGCCGCCUGGAGGGAAGGGGGGAACGAUGCCGUUUCUGCCGCCACCGCCGAGCGCAAAAAGCGUGAAGGAGGAGAGGAGGAGGAGUAGGCAAACGUUUGAGCAGAAGCCAGAGGAUUUGGGGUUUGACGAUGGCGAGUUUGGGGAGUUUCAGUAGAAAUAAAGACUGGAUGUGAGAGGGAGCCGUCAUAAAUGGCUGGCUAGUUCAUAAGGACUUUUUGACGGGCGUAUGGGACGAGUCGGUCAGUUGCUCCGUGUAGGGCACGGGUUGACGGGAUGACAGACACCAUAAGAGGUUCAAUUGUAAAGUUAGCAAGCAUGGAGUGGAGUAUAACACGGCACUGGAUGCAUUGUUGGUGUUCAGGUCUAUCCUGUCUUGGAUUGAAAGCGG